Kalmanozyma brasiliensis GHG001 is the source of this 3843-nucleotide messenger RNA. Its product is annotated as rRNA-processing arch domain protein. Gene Ontology annotation, cellular component: Ski complex. The record is from RefSeq and is a predicted model, not a curated record. Bases 1 to 3843 code for a protein of 1280 amino acids. The transcript has a single exon. NCBI's taxonomy places the organism in Eukaryota, Fungi, Basidiomycota, Ustilaginomycetes, Ustilaginales. Gene Ontology annotation, biological process: nuclear-transcribed mRNA catabolic process, 3'-5' exonucleolytic nonsense-mediated decay. Gene Ontology annotation, molecular function: RNA helicase activity; RNA binding; ATP binding.
AUGGCAGCCCCAUCGACGAGCAGAUCCGAUGCGGUCGACGCUUACAAUAAGGCCAUCACAGCGCUGCGCACGAAAUCCUCACCCGACACGCUAUCAACCAUCCCUUCCCUCAAUGAUGACCCCGAUACAGUCGAUACACUCAUUCAUGACUUCCUCACUCCAAGCGUCAAGCUCCCUGCCUCGGAGCUGGCACGCUCCCAAGUCCACUGGCAGCGCGAGCCCAAGCUCGAACACAUGCUUUGGGCCGAGCCCAGCACCUCACUCCACUCGCUCGAGUUCGUCCGCGCCGGCCUUGAAGGUCGGAUUGUCUCGUAUCGCGAGGUGUCGCAUACUGCUGCGCCGCUGCUGGACUCCAAAUCAUCGGCUUCGAUGGCGAGGAAGCCGGCCACCUCAAGCAACUUUGUGAGGGGCAAGUCUGCAUACGUCCCGUUCGCACCCGGCGGAUUGGAGAAUGAGGUCAUGAAGGAUGCAGAUGGUACCGAAGGGGACGAUGAGGACCUGUCGGAGACAAUACGAUCGCAAGUCGCCGAUAUGGAGGAGACGUUGAGCUCCGGGAGAGGUCUGCGCUCGAAAGCGCCCGGGCUGAGCAGAGGUUUCAUCGAUCCCAGCGAGGAGGUGCUUGACGACGACGAGGAUGCCGAAGGUGCCUCGAUCAAUCUCAGGGACGCAUCACAAGCCAUUGACGUGGGUCAAGGUAUGGCGCCGAUCCCUGUCUACCGACCCAUCGAACAGGAUCGCGCUUCUGCUGUUCGCAGCUCCAAGACCAACGGCGACGUCCCCAAUCACUCCUCUCUCAGCGCUCACGACGCCGAGCUGGACGAGCUGCUACCCGUCGAGCGACCUCAGCCCCUCGCGCGCGCCCGCCGCACCGCCAAGAUUGAAGCGAAGCGCGACUGGGCGCACGUCAUCGACGUCAAUCAAAAGCUCUCCAACUUCCACGAGCUCGUUCCUCAGAUGGCGCAUUCCUUCCCAUUCGAGCUCGACACAUUCCAAAAGGAAGCCGUCUACCACCUCGAACAAGGCGACUCCGUCUUCGUCGCCGCACACACCUCCGCCGGUAAAACCGUUGUCGCCGAAUACGCCAUCGCCCUCGCACAAAAACACAUGACGCGCUGCAUCUACACGUCCCCCAUCAAAGCCCUUUCCAACCAAAAGUACCGCGACUUCAAGCAGACCUUUGGCGCGGCCAACGUCGGGAUCCUCACCGGCGAUGUGCAGAUCAACCCCGAAGCCCCCUGUCUCAUCAUGACGACCGAGAUUCUGCGCUCGAUGCUCUAUCGCGGCGCGGACCUGAUCCGUGAUGUCGAAUUCGUCAUCUUCGACGAGGUCCACUACGUCAAUGAUCAGGAGCGCGGCGUUGUCUGGGAAGAAGUCAUCAUCCUGUGUCCGCAGCAUAUCAAUCUCAUUCUGCUCUCGGCGACGGUGCCCAACACCAAGGAAUUUGCAGAUUGGGUCGGGCGCACGAAGAAGAAAGACAUCUACGUCAUCAGCACGCCGAAGCGUCCUGUUCCGCUCGAGCAUUUCCUGUACGCUGGAAAGGAGAUGUUCAAGAUCGUCGAUGCGCGCGCGCAGUUCUUGGGCAACGGGAUCAAGGAGGCUGGCGAAGCGCUGCGACGCAAGCAGGAUAAGGAGCGCGAAGCCAAUGCUGUCGCUACGGGCACUGCCGCUCGUGGUGGCCGCGGCGGAGGUGCUGCCGGAUCCAACUCUCGGGGUCGCGGCAUGGUCCCCGCCCGUGGCGCUCGUGGGGGUCGUGGCGGUGCAGCUGGUCGUGGCGCCGCCGUGAUGGGCGGUGGCACCGUCCGCACCGGUCUCGACAAGAACCUCUGGAUUCACCUCGUCGGUCAUCUUCGCGCACACAACCUCCUCCCCUGCGUCGUCUUCGUCUUUUCCAAAAAACGAUGCGAAGAGUACGCAACUAGCAUGCCCAACACCGACCUCAACAGCGCCGCUGCCAAGUCCGAGGUGCACAUUCUCAUCGAGAAGUCCCUGACGCGUCUCAAGGGCAGCGACAAGGAUCUACCGCAGAUCAAGCGGAUGCGGGACCUACUCGGCCGCGGUAUCGGCGUGCAUCACGGUGGCCUCCUUCCGAUCGUAAAAGAGAUCGUCGAACUCCUCUUCCAGCGUGGUCUCGUCAAAGUCCUGUUCGCUACUGAAACUUUCGCUAUGGGCGUCAACAUGCCUGCUCGCAGUGUCGUAUUUUCUUCGAUACGCAAGCACGACGGGCACGGAUUCCGAGAGCUCCUGCCGGGCGAAUACACCCAGAUGUCCGGUCGAGCAGGUCGUCGUGGCCUCGACCCAACCGGAGUCGUCAUCAUCAACGCCGCCGACCAGCUCCCCGAAACAGCGGUAUUGCACAAAAUGCUCCUCGGCCAACCCACCAAGCUCUCGUCCCAGUUCCGAUUGACGUACAAUAUGAUCCUCAACCUCCUCCGCGUCGAAGCGUUGAAGGUGGAGGAGAUGAUCAAGCGCAGCUUUUCCGAGAAUGCAGCGCAGAAGAUGCUCCCGGAUCAACAGAGGAAGGCGCAGGAGCUGGAGAGGAAGUUAGCUAAAGCACCCCGCCCGAGCCCGCCGGAGAGGGACGAGCAGCUGGCGACGCUGUACGACCUGUGCGCGGCGGUGGUGAGCAGCAACCAGUCGGUGUUUGAGCUGGCGUUGUCGCAUCCGCAGGGGGCCAAGGUGUUCGGUUCCGGCAGAGUGGUGUUGCUGCGGGAUGGACAUUUUGACUUUGACGUUGGCGUCAUGGUUCGUCAGGUGGGCGCGGCGGAGUUUCUGGUUCUCGCGGCAGUUACAACGGAACGGAAGAGAGGCGAUCUCGACCGUGCCGAUCCCGACGGUGCGGGUGUGCCACCUCUCUGGCCACCCCAGGUACAGCCAGUGGAAGCGGAACUGGUGUACGACCUUCGCGAAGUACCCCUCUCGAGCAUCGCCCUCAUCACGGACCAAACGAUCAAACUCGACAUCCCCCUGAUCACGGCGCAUCGAAUCAGCGCCAUGAAUCGCGCCCUGUCGCUCCUCGUCCCUCUGCGCGACACCUUCCUCACCUCUCCCGCUCGCGAGGUCGACUGGAAGCUCCGCAGAUUGGAUUUCCAAGAAGCUCUCCGUUCGCGCGAUUCCUACGCCCUCAAAGCCUCGCAACACACCUCCCUCCUCACCACCGCCUCCUUCUCAUCCGAUUACGCCCUGGUUUGCUCCUACAAAUCGAUCACCCGAUCCUUGGAGGCGACAAUCCGUCUGUCGAGCGAUGAAAACCUCGAACUGCUGCCGGACUACCAUCAGCGCGUAUCCGUUCUGAAAACGCUCCGGUACAUCGAUCCGCUGACCGAAUCGGUGCUGCUCAAAGGACGCGUCGCGUGCGAGGUGAACAGUGCCAACGAGCUGGUGCUGACCGAGCUGAUUUUGGAAAACAUCCUCACCGACUAUGCGCCCGAGGAACUCGUGGCGCUUCUGUCGAUCUUCCUGGCGCAGGAGAAGACGGAGGAUAUCCCGGAAUUGACCGGUGCGCUCGCGGAGGGGUACGCAAAGAUCGUCGGUAUCGCAGAAAGAGUCUCGGCGGUUCAAUUGGCGAAUAGCUUGGCGAGCGAAGACUUUGCCUUGCCCCAAAAGACGGCGUUGGUCAACGUGGUGUACGAAUGGGCGAAAGGAACGGAUUUCCAAACCAUCGCCGGGAUGACCGAUAUUCAAGAGGGUAGCAUCGUCAGGGUCAUCACCCGACUCGAUGAGACGUGUCGUGAGAUUCGCGACGCCGCAAGGGUCAUCGGCGACCGCGAUCUGGGUGACAAGAUUCAGGUCUGCCAGAGUCUCAUCAGGAGGGACAUCGUCUUUGCUGCCAGUCUGUACUUUUAG